Molecule: messenger RNA, 1572 nt
Organism: Verticillium alfalfae VaMs.102
Lineage: Eukaryota; Fungi; Ascomycota; Sordariomycetes; Glomerellales; Plectosphaerellaceae
Exons: 6
Coding region: 1-1572 (523 amino acids)
Biological process (GO): transmembrane transport
Molecular function (GO): transmembrane transporter activity
Source: RefSeq, a predicted model, not a curated record
AUGGCCGACACGACGCCGCCGCCACCUGGCACGGUGCCUUUGAUGCAGCAUGAGGACACUGUUGGAGCAAUGGAAUUCCUUCUCUCGCCAACUCCAUCGUCUGACCCCAAUGAGCCAUUGAAUUGGCCGACAUGGCGAAAAUUCCUCAACUAUGGUCUCGUCACCGUCGUUACCUUGGCAGCGUUCACCAACCUCUCUGUCCAAACAGUGCUCUGGCAGCCGAUGAGUGUCGACCUGAAAGUCACGUUCUCUCAGCUGUCUAAUGCCCAAUCGGCCCAGCUCGCCGGUCUGGCAGUUGGAUGCCUCUUCUUCAUCCCCUUCGCGAUCAAGUACGGUCGACGUCCGGUCUAUAUCCUUUCUACUCUUGUGCUGGCAGCCUCUUCUUGGUGGACGUCCCGUGUCGACUCUUACGCGGAGUUGAUCGCGACGUCCUUCAUCACAGGGCUUGCAGGUGCUAUUAACGAAACAGCGGUGCAGAUGACCCGUGGAGCUGCCAACGGCGUCUACUUCAUUGCCGUGAUGUGCGGCUCGUUCCUGACUCCCAUGGGUGCUGGCGCUCAGGCUGUUGCGCAAAGCUGGCGUUGGUCCUACUACAGCAUCUCGAUUGCUCUGACUGUUCUUUUCGUGGUCUUUGUGUUCUUCUUCGAAGAGACGAAAUAUAUUUGUCCCACUCAAAGUACCGCAGUGAUCGACUUUAACGAACUGGAACUUCCGGUUGAGGGACAGAACCAGGAACAGGACGAGGUAAAGAAGAUGAACUCUGUGGACCUUGCAGCGAUCAAGUCAAACGCUGUCGGAGAAGUCGACAUUCCGAUGAAAUCGUAUCGGGAACGGCACCGCCUCGUCACCAAAUCGAAUGAGUCUCUGUGGGAAACAUUCAUUUUGCCAGUCAGGGUCAUCUGCCUGCCCCAUGUGGCAUUCACGGCCAUUCAGUUCGCUUCUGGCGUCUGCUGGCUGGUCACGAUGCUGCAGGCUAACGCCAUUGUCUUCUCGGCGCCGCCCUACCUUUUCACUCCCGCUGGAGUGGGAUACAUGGCCCUCGGUCCGUUCGUCGGCAACGUCUUUGGCAGCAUCUAUGGCGGUGUUUUUGCCGAUUGGCUAGUCGUUCGUUUGGCGCGUCACAAUAAUGGUAUUUACGAGCCGGAGAUGCGACUGUACCCCCUGUUUUUGUCGACCAUCACCAUGGCAGGCGGAAUGAUCAUGUACGGUACUACGGCGGCCCGAGGAAUGCAUUGGAUUUAUCCCAGUAUUGGCGGUGCAUUCUUUGCCUUUGGCCUUGGUUCCAAUGGUGGCAUCGCAUUCACACUUGUCAUUGACGCCUACAGAGAGUUGACCGCCGAGUCCUUUGUUGGUAUUGCUUUUAUUCGCAAUGCCGGUGCCAUUGGCGUUCCAUCUGCUUUUGUGCCUUGGAUGACAAGCAUGGGCUUGUCAAACAUGUUCAUUACGGCUGGGUGCGUUGCCUUUGCUGUUGGCUCCCUCUUCCUCCCUCUUCUCAUUUGGGGCAAGAAAAUCAGGAUUGCUCUGGCCCCGAGGUUCAGGCGUUUGGUAGAUCUUCAUGAGAAGAACAAAUGA